Labrus mixtus (cuckoo wrasse) is the source of this 3324-nucleotide messenger RNA. It is a transcript of the gene ppp1r2, whose product is annotated as protein phosphatase 1, regulatory (inhibitor) subunit 2. The transcript has 6 exons. NCBI's taxonomy places the organism in Eukaryota, Metazoa, Chordata, Actinopteri, Labriformes, Labridae. The record is from RefSeq and is a predicted model, not a curated record. Gene Ontology annotation, molecular function: protein phosphatase inhibitor activity. Bases 232 to 861 code for a protein of 209 amino acids. Gene Ontology annotation, biological process: regulation of signal transduction.
UGCUGCCCCGCCACUCAGUGAAUAACCGGGGAGUAGACAUGCAGAACCGUCACAUCGCACUGGAUCCUGCCUGUGUUUCUCCAGAGUUUGCGGACGAGCACUGACUUGUGACGAGGAACAUGAUUAAACGGGAUCCUCUUUUUGCAAAACUGAGCGAGUAAAUCACACAAUUAGGAGUUCAUUUGAAGAGAUAUAAUCGAGUCUGCCGGGUCUGACAGCCAGCGUGUGGGAAUGGCAGCUCCCCGGCCGAUAAAAGGCAUACUGAAAAACAAGAACAGCGGGACAAACGUCAAAUCGCUGCCCGACGACGUGCAAGCAGAGGUCCCUGAACAAGCCCCCGGGCUCUCAGAAGAUGACCAACAGAAGAAAUCCCAGAAAUGGGAUGAGAUGAACAUCCUGGCCACAUACCACCCAGCUGACAAAGACUACGGCCUGAUGAAGAUAGAUGAACCCAGCACACCUUAUAACAGGAUGGUGGGAGACGACGAAGACGAGGGGGCGCUGAGCGACUCAGAAGGCAACGGUGGACUCGCAGCUGACGACUUGGCAUCAAAGCUGGUUGCAGCUGAGGGCGCAGAGCCUCGCUUUCUCAUGAAGGAAGAAGAUGAGGAAGAAGAAGAAGAGAGCAGUGAGGAAGAGGAAGAUGAGCUUACUCCUGAAGAACAAGCCAAAAAGAACCAUUUUAAGAUGAUGAGGAAGAUGCAUUACAAUGAGGGCCUAAACAUCAAACUGGCCCGCCAGCUCAUCGCCAGUGAGCUGGAGGAAGACGAAGAUUUGGAUGAAGAGAUGAGGGACGACACAGAGGAGACGGAGGAGAUCAAUGUUGACCCCCCACAGGAAGCGGACUCUCUGGACUCGUAGAUGAGGUCAUUCUUUAAACCUUCAGGUGUGUCGGGCUCAACAUCCAGACAGACAAUGCUACCGCCCCGUGUGUCUAUAAUGCUGGGCCGCCAGCUGACGCCGCUUCACCACUCACAUAACAACCCUCAACAACCAAUAACCUCCACACAUCACCUGUUAAUCUCUAUAUCUCCGUAGAACUGUGCAAUAUAACCUCGCUGGUUUUGAAACUCCCAGUCAGUACAACACACAAGUAAAGACUGUUUCUCCCUCCUCCUCCUCGCUAUCCUGUUGCCAAGAAAUUCCCCUCCCACCUCAUCUGGACCGGCGUCACACAGGAGGAUCUGUGAUCACGACCUUGAAAGGAGGAUCAAGGCCUUUUUAAAAAAAGAAAAAAAAGAAAAAGAAAAGAAAAAACAAAUAAAAACGUCUGGAUAACAAGAACUCCUAGCUGGUCGCUCCACAGUGUCCAAGCCACAGAGCCUUUACGUCAGCCCUGGAGGAAGCCAGGGGAAACCCCUCGGCCUCACUAAAGGCAUAUCUGAGACAUGACGACUGCACUCGUACUCGGUGCACUGCAGAAGGCUUUUACUUGUAUUUUGCUUUGUGACCUAUCUCUGCUGCAUUGUCCCCGCUCCUUCAUUUCUUAAAGUGACAAAAGAUGGACGACGUGAUGACAGGUGAAGCACUCUGUUUUGUACACAAUGCUUAAUUUUAUUUAAGUAUUCAUUAUAAACAUGACAAUGUUGUGAUAAACUAGGAGCUAUUCAUAGCCUAACAGCACAAGACAACAUGACCUGCAUACAGACUCAGUUUGACAUUAGAAUAUUAACAUUGUAUACAAUGGGUGUGUAUGCUGUGCUGUCUCUCUUUGGAUGCAGUUAACUGUACAGUAAAGCAAAUUAAAACAAACACAAAUUGUAAGUAUAAUAUUGGCACUUAAUCGACUUUGUCAAACUGAUUUAUUUCCAUUCUCUCAUCACAAGCAACAACUCCACACAACACCUCAUUUAAAAUCUCGCAAAACAAAAAGGUGUACCUGAACAGAGCGUUGCCACUUUUCAGAUUGGAUUCACUAAUACAUUGAGCUUUUAUGUGCAGAUUACGGUAUAGUUCAUCUUGUUAGUCUUUCUGUCUGGAGAUCAUUUGUCUCUCAAGAUGGUUUAUCACUUUCAGAUGGCAGGAGGGGACAGCAAAAGCAGGAAUAGCAUGUGCUACUGAUGAAUUACGACAGAGAUGUUACAGCUUUCAACAACAGGCUUUGAUGUAGAUCUGACAAGGAACAAACCAUCGCUCUUAUGUGCGCUCACUGAAAUAAGUUGUAUGACUGAAUGCACAGGAGCUUCACACCAAACAGAUAUUGUAACCGCUUUUCUUUUGAGGAAGGCACAGUGGUGUAGUUGGUGUUCAUUUCCUCAUCGGACUUCACCUUACUGUAUAUCUAUCAUACUGAUCGUUGUCCUGUCCAAAGCAGCUGGGAAAUGUGAAACAAAGAGUUGAUGCUACUGGUAUUCGUUCAAAACAAAAGGACAUUUAUUGGAGGUGUUUUGAUGAUUUAAUUUUUAUGUCGGGGGUUCCUCAGUGUCUAUUCGCUUACUAUCAAGUCUUAAAGCAUGUGGGAUUUGACAACAAAAAAAGGAAAUGAAUUGAACAUUGAGAGAUGACUGAAUACCCUGAGAGAACAGUACAUAGGAACCCUGAGUUUGUCUUGUGUUUUGAUCUCUUUAUUUGUUUCUAACCCUUUAAUUCCUCACUUGGAUUGAAAGUGUUCAGCGCUUUAUUAUGGAAACACAAAACAUCAUGAAACAAAAGGUAUGACUCCUGCAAACAUCCCACAGCAUUUUCUUUUGUUCUUGUUAAGUAUUCCGUGUCGUUUUUGUCUCCAGCAACUUUGUGAUCCUUGUGACCAUUUCCGCCAACUAACAAGCUCACAUCUGAGAAGGUGAUUGACACAUGAUCAUUGUAGAGAAACAGGAAUACAUGUGUUUAAAAUACAGAUGUUGACGAUUCUUUUGUCCUCUACUGAAUUUGUAAACAAAGGAGACAACAGCGGAGAAGCUGAAGUUAUUGGUUCAUCUUAUCACUCUAGACAAAAGGACAAAAUCGUCCCAAACAUGACUGACACGAUCACCUUGUAGGUGGUUAAUACCUGUCGAAUGUGCCUCUGAUGUAUUUAUGUAUAAGUGUGUAAAACAGUGAACAGGCUAUGGUCCAAGUUGCUGUUCUUUUUUCUUUCUGCUUCACCAUGUCAGCUGUCUCUCUUGUCUGUUUGUUUUUGGCCCACCUCCUGCCUCCCUGUUUGUACUCUGUGGAUGACAGACAGUUGUGCAGUCCCAUGUGACUGCUCUCUGUCUGUCUGUCUCAAAAUGACGUGGAUUUGACAGAUUUUUUGUAUUUCCAGUUUGCAUGUUCGAAAUCAUCAAAUUGUGUGUAUUCCGUUUUAUUUUUUGUCGCCUAUCAUUAAAAAAAAAAUGUUGUUAAGAA